AUGGAGUUAUUUUUUCUCCUCUUUAUGAUUGAUUACGUUGAAGAUAAGCAUUGCCAAAUAUUAGGAUACGAGUCACAACAAUUUGGAUAUUUUGAUUUCCCGUAUAAUCUUACAUUUAGAGUGAAAUUUAAAGAUGGUAAUAACCAAUGCAAGGAAAGAUCUGAAUACUGUUUUCUACGAAAUAAUAUUGUUGUAGAUAAUAAUAAAAGAGAUGUGAGCAUUUCCUAUUACGCUUGUCCUGGGGAAAAUCAAGGAAAUUUUUGCUUUAUCUAUAACUUUACUUUAGCCCUUAGAAAUCUAACGGCUAAUGAUUUAGGCAAUUACAGUUUCUUAUUCGGUUCUCAUAGCUGUGGAUGCAUACUGUCAAAUCAAUUAUUCGUCGAUUUAAAAGCUCGAGAAUGCAUUAAUGAUGGUAUAAUUAAUAGCACAAGGCAAGAUACAUCAUCUACAAAAGUAGCACUUCAGUGUACAGCUAGUGGAAACCCAAGGCCAACAAUCGUCUGGACAAGAUAUAAUGAUGGCAAAGACGAUGAUUUUAUAGCCAAACCAAAUCAUAUUGUAAUUAAUAUUAUCAGUCAAACUACUAUUCAUAGUACUUUAAACCUGGAUCGAACUCAAGCAUACCAGACUGGAAAUUUUUCAUGCAAAUCUAAUAAUCUCUGCAAAUCUGUACGAUCUAAUUCUAUUUGGAACGUUACACCACCUUCUGUCGACAAACCAAAAUAUUUUUUACCUUUUAUUCUGAUUGGCUUAUCUACCAGUAUCGCUGCUAUUGCGUUUCUGGCAGUCAUUAGCAGAUCGGUUUAUAGAAGAACUAUCGUAAGAAGAAAGAAAGAAUUAGUCCGUCAAGUUACUCCUAGUCGUCAAAAUAUUCUAAUUGCAUGUCACGGCCCGAUUCCAAGUCCAGUCACCGAGUUAGUCGAUAAUUCCUUACAGGAUAUCUCAUUCGACGGUCGGAUGUGGGAAAUCAAUAAUAUUAAUGGAAAGACAUACGAACUAGAAGUCUAUUAUGAAAAGAUUCAAUACUUUAACUUGAUAAUAUUAAUACUUAUGGACGACAAUGUCACUCGAUCCGAUAGUCACAAUUUCAAUCAUUAUUUGCGUAGUAUUAUCAAUAAGUGUAUUAUCGAUGAGAGAGCAAUCAUAGCAAUUUCUGUGAAUCGUCCUCAAAAUUUUUCUUAUCUACUGGAUGAAAUCGAAUAUCUAGAAUGGACUGAUGACAUGAAUGUAAAUUUACAAAUUGAAUUUCAUGAAAGAUUAGAGGAAACUUUACAUUAUUUCACCGACUCAGCACAAUUCGACAGAACUGCUUAUGAUGAUGGCGAAUCUGUUUAUUUUCUUGGAGAUGAUGAUGAUGAAUCUCCACUGCUACAGUCCCGUGACCAUCAUUAUUAA
Molecule: messenger RNA, 1395 nt
Organism: Trichoplax adhaerens
Lineage: Eukaryota; Metazoa; Placozoa; Uniplacotomia; Trichoplacea; Trichoplacidae
Exons: 4
Coding region: 1-1395 (464 amino acids)
Source: RefSeq, a predicted model, not a curated record